AUGCUGAUGGGAGCCCUCUGCAGCCUCCUGGUGCUCUGCCUGGUUCAGGAGGGCAUCAGCAAAGUGAGAAGAUACUACAUCGGUGCAGUGGAAACUGCCUGGGACUAUGUGCACAGCGACUUGCUCUCCACGCUGCAAGCACCUGCAAGGGCACCAGGGCCCCCAGCCCCGUGGGACGCCGUGGCCGGAGUCCCGCCCCGGUACAGGAAGGCCGUGUUUGUGGAGUACCCCGACGCCUCCUUCCUGCAGCCCAAGCCCAAGCCCGCGUGGAUGGGUCUCCUGGGCCCCACCAUCCGAGCAGAGGUCUAUGACAUGGUGGUCAUCACAUUUAAGAACCUAGCCUCCCGCCCGUACAACCUCCAUGCUGUCGGGGUGUCCUACUGGAAGGCGUCAGAGGGUGCAGUAUAUGAGGAUGAGACUAGCCAGCCAGAGAAGGAGGGUGACAGGGUAGAUCCAGGGAAGACACAUACAUACAUCUGGGAAAUCCAGCAAAACCAGGGCCCGACAGAUGGUGAUUCCCCAUGCCUAACCCACUCCUACUCCUCCAACACUGACAGCGUGAAGGACAUCAACUCUGGCUUGAUUGGAGCCCUGCUCGUGUGCCGACCUGGGAAAAGCUGGUACUCUGAUCCUGGCUCCCUGGCAGCUCCUGGGCCCCUACCUCACAACAGGACAGAGCAGCACACCAUCAAUGGCUACAUAAAUGGCUCACUGCCUGGUCUCACACUGUGCCUUAAGAAGCAGGUCCAUUGGCAUGUGAUUGGCUUGGGCACUGGGCCAGAAGUCCACUCCAUCUUUUUUGAAGCCCACACAUUCCUGGUGAGAAGCCAUCGUCUCAGCAGCCUAGAAAUUUCCCCUGCCACGUAUCUCACAGCUCAGACCGUGCCAGGAACAGCUGGCUGGUUUCGGAUGUUCUGCCAGAUACUGUCCCAUCAGCAAGGUGGCAUGGAGGCGAUUGUGAAGGUGGAGGAGUGUGUGGAGGAGCGCCUGGUGAAGAUGGGGAAGCUGUCAGAUGACCCAGAGGACAUGGAUUACCCUGAAGAAGAUGAGGAAACAUAUCACGUGAUCCAAGUACGCUCUUCUGCCAAAGAGAGGCCUGUGACCUGGACGUACUACAUCGCGGCUGAGGAGAUGGACUGGGACUAUGCCCCGUCGAAGCCAGCGUCUCUGGACAGAAAUAUCACAAGGCUGUUCCUGGAGGCUGGCCCUCAGCGAAUCGGUUCAAAGUAUAAGAAAGUGAUGUUUGUGGAGUAUGAGGAUGCAACCUUCAAGAAGCGCAAGGUGUCAGAUCAACUGGACAAGGGAAUUCUGGGGCCUGUCAUUAAGGGGGAGGUUGGAGAUGAGUUUAAGAUAGUGUUCAAGAACCUGGCAAGCCGACCAUACAACAUCUACCCUCACGGCCUCACCAGUGUAAGGCCAUACUAUGCUAUGAAGCGCUCUCAAGGCAAUAAAAAUGUGAAGGACAUUCCUAUCCCCCCUGGCCAGUCAUUCACCUACAGCUGGAGGAUCACCCCUGAGGAUGGGCCAACACAGGCAGAUCCUCGCUGCCUCACCCGGUUCUACUACAGCUCCAUCGACCCCGUCCGAGACACAGCCUCAGGACUGAUUGGACCCCUCCUAAUCUGCUUUAAGAAGUCCAUGGAUCAGAGGGGAAAUCAGAUAAUGUCAGACAAGACGAGGUUGGUGCUGUUUUCAGUCUUUGAUGAGAACCGCAGCUGGUACCUGGAGGAGAACAUCAGGCGGUUCUGCACUGAUGCAGUCCAUGUGGAUAUCCAGGACCCCCAGUUUUAUGCCUCCAACAGGAUGCACACUAUUAACGGCUUUGUUUUUGACAACCUUCAUACAAAACUCUGUCUGCAUGAUGUUGUGUACUGGUAUGUCCUGAGUGUUGGGGCCCAAACAGAUUUCCUCUCCAUCUUCUUCUCUGGAAACACUUUCAAGCGCAACAUGGUCUUUGAGGAUGUGCUUACCCUUUUCCCAUUUUCUGGAGAAACAGUCUUCAUGAGUUUGGAAAAGCCAGGCAUCUGGACACUGGGGUGCCUGAAUCCUGAUUUCAGAGACCGAGGGAUGCAUGCCAAGUUCACAGUCUUGCAGUGCCAGCAUGAGCAAUAUGCUUAUGGGGAAGACUAUGUCGAUUUUGAGGAGGAGGAUGCUUUUGACUUCCAACCCAGGGGCUUUUCCAAAAGAAAGAUAUGGCACAGGCCAUAUGCAGCAGGGCAUGCCAGGGGCUUUCAGAGCCCAGCUUUGGCCAAGCUGCAGCUAGGCAGAGGUGCUGCCUGGGGGGCUCCUGGGAGCAUGCAAGCUCAGCAGAGAAAACAGAUGGAGGAGGAGACAAACUCUGUGGAGCAGCUGGGUCAGUUCAGUCCUGAGUCUCAGCAGCUCAAGGCCAGUACCACAGAGGACUAUGUUCCUGAGAGCACACCUAGGCAAAGCCCAGAAGAAAUCCCUGUGAAACCAGCCUCCAAAGAGAACUAUUCCAUGUCUCCAAGCAGCCCUUCUCACAACCACAGCACCACCAAAAUAACAGCCAAAUAUGUACAAGCUAGUCCAGAUGGAUGGCAGGUGCUCAGCAAGGAAGAUGUCCUCAACGAAACUGGGAAGAGUGAGCACCAGGGUCUAGGAGAGCCCAAGGAGAAUGGGGAAAGCAACAGCACAGCUGGGAAGAUGAGCCAUGCCCCAGGACACAGGGAGAGACCAGCUCUGAACAACAUGACCCAUUCCAGCCCCUCAAAUCCAAAGGCUGACAAGCUGGACUAUGAUGAGUACGGGAACACAGAGCAGACCAUGGAGGAUUUCAACAUCUAUGGGGAAGAAGAACACGACCCACGCUCCUUCCAGGGAGAGGUACGGCAAUACUUCAUUGCAGCAGUGGAGGUUAUGUGGGAGUACGGGAACCAGAGACCCCAGCACUUCUUAAAAGCCACGGGCAGGAGGAAGACUUCCCGACAGUACCGCAAGGUGGUUUUCCGAGAGUACAUGGACAAUUCCUUCACACAGCCACUGCUGCGGGGAGAACUGGAUGAACACUUGGGCAUCCUUGGGCCAUACAUCAGGGCAGAAGUUGAAGAUGUUGUCAUGGUUACGUUCAAGAACCUGGCCUCACGUCCCUUCUCCUUCCACUCCACGCUGCAAGCCUACGAGGAGCCCCGGGGCGCAGUGGAGGGCGGGGAGGGCGUGCAGCCUGGCGAGCUCCGCAAGUACUCCUGGAAAGUCCUGCCGCAGAUGGCACCCACCAUGCAGGAGUUUGACUGCAAGGCCUGGGCUUACUUCUCCAAUGUGGACCUGGAGAAGGACCUGCACUCGGGCCUCAUUGGGCCACUGAUCAUCUGCCGCCCAGGGGUGCUGAGCUUCGUUUUCAGGCGGCAGCUAGCUGUGCAGGAGUUCUCCCUGCUCUUCACCAUCUUUGAUGAGACGAAAAGCUGGUACUUCCUGGAGAACAUGGAGCGAAACUGCCGGCCUCCUUGCCACAUCCAGCGAGACAACCCUGACUUUAAGAGAAACCAUUCCUUCCACGCCAUUAACGGUUACGUGGGUGACACGCUACCUGGGCUGGUGAUGGCUCAGCAGCAACAGGUCCGAUGGCACCUCCUGAACAUGGGCAGCACUGAGGAUAUCCAUGCCAUCCAUUUUCACGGACAGCUGUUCAGUGUCAGGACUAUCCAGGAGUAUCGCAUGGGAGUCUACAACCUUUAUCCUGGUGUCUUCAGGACGGUGGAGAUGCGGCCCUCACAUGCUGGGAUCUGGCGGGUAGAGUGCAAAGUGGGAGAGCACCAGCAAGCUGGGAUGAGUGCUCUUUUCCUUGUGUACAACCCCAACUGCCGAAAUGCCCUUGGUCUGGCCUCGGGCCACAUUGCAGACUCCCAGAUCACAGCGUCAGGACAGUACGGGCAGUGGGCUCCUUACCUCGCCAGGCUGGACAACACUGGGUCCAUCAAUGCUUGGAGCACUGACCACAGCAGUGCCUGGAUCCAGGUGGACCUUUUGCGUCUCAUGAUUAUUCACGGCAUAAAAACCCAAGGGGCCCGACAGAAGUUAUCGAGCCUUUAUGUCUCCCAGUUUGUUGUCUUCUACAGCAUCGAUGGGCAAAGGUGGAGGAAAUACAAAGGGAAUGCCACCAGCACGCAGAUGCUGUUCUUUGCAAAUGUGGAUGGAACUGGAGUGAAAGAAAAUCGCUUCAGCCCUCCGAUCGUAGCCCGGUACAUCCGCAUCAACCCCACUCACUACAGCAUCCGGAGCACGCUGCGCAUGGAGCUCCUCGGCUGCGACCUGAACAGCUGCUCCAUGCCCCUAGGAAUGGAGAACAGAGGGAUCCGUGACGAGCGCAUCUCCGCGUCCUCCUACAGCACCAAUGUCUUCUCCAACUGGUCACCCUCCCACGCCCGCCUGAACCUGAAGGGGAGGACCAACGCAUGGAGGCCAAAGAGCAACAGCCCCAGCGAGUGGUUGCAGGUGGACUUUGAAGCAACCAAGAAAGUGACUGCAAUCAUAACCCAAGGUGCCAAAGCUGUCUUCACCCACAUGUUUGUGAAGGAGUUCGCAGUCUCGAGCAGCCAGAACGGUGUGCAUUGGAGCCCAGUCCUGCAGUAUGGCAAGGAGAAGAUUUUCAAAGCAAACCAAGACUACACCAGCACAGUGAUGAAUACCCUGGAGCCCCCGCUCUUUGCCCGCUAUGUGAGGAUACAUCCUCGUCAGUGGCACAACCACAUUGCCCUGCGGAUAGAGUUCCUUGGCUGCGACACUCAGCAGGAGUACUGA
Molecule: messenger RNA, 4755 nt
Organism: Merops nubicus (carmine bee-eater)
Lineage: Eukaryota; Metazoa; Chordata; Aves; Coraciiformes; Meropidae
Gene: F8
Product: coagulation factor VIII, procoagulant component
Exons: 27
Coding region: 1-4755 (1584 amino acids)
Molecular function (GO): oxidoreductase activity; copper ion binding
Source: RefSeq, a predicted model, not a curated record